Messenger RNA from Cornus florida, 2297 nucleotides. RefSeq lists its product as uncharacterized. The record is from RefSeq and is a predicted model, not a curated record. The coding region runs from base 701 to 1141 and encodes 146 amino acids. The transcript has 15 exons. NCBI's taxonomy places the organism in Eukaryota, Viridiplantae, Streptophyta, Magnoliopsida, Cornales, Cornaceae.
CAAUUUUUUUUUUUAAAAAAAAAAAAAAACGUUAGGACAAUUUUACUUUUCGCUAAGAACCUGCUAGGGUUUCUUUGUUUUGGGAUCACGAGUUUUGAAGUCUGUAAAAUAAAUGUGAGAUUCACGAUAUUUUUUAGGGCAAAUCAUUUCAGCUCUCCAAUCGCCUCCAUCUCUAUUCUCGUUCUCAACUCUGAACUUGCCCCCUCCCUCUCUCUGUAACUGCAAACUACAAAAACUACAAGAAUCAGAAGUUCAAAACCCAUAUAGUUCAGUUUUAUCUAUCUGUCUGCAAGAAUCAGAAGUUCAAAACCCAUAUCGGCAUAUGAUUUCAGAUUGUUCAAAAAAUCAAAACCCAUACCUUUCAGUUUCCAUCGCCCGCUGUUCCAGUUCGGGUUCCCCGUUCGCAAGCUUCAGCAACUGGCUCUCAACUCUCAAGCUUGCCCCCCUCUCUCUCUGCAACUGCUAACUUUAUAAAGUAACAAAAUUUGCAUUGCAUUUUGAGGGUUAGCAUCGGGCCUUAACAUUUAGCAAGAACAAGGUUCGAGAAACAUGCCUCCUCAGUCAUCAGGUUUCUUUUCUAAAAGAAGAGAGUUGAUGGGAAUGGGUGGUGUUGGCAAAAAGUAAAUAAGAAGGGUUUGGACAUGAAUCACCACAAAAUGGGGAUACUGGGGGAAAAGAUUCUGCACAAAACACUUAUGAAAUGUCUGGACAAGCUAAUUCAGGAGGAUCUGAUGAUGGAAGAUCUGAUGAUGAGUUCAAGUUCAACACUACCUUUGAAGGGUCUGGACAUGAGUCACCCCAAAAUGGGAAUACUGGGGGAAAGGAUUCUGCUAGUUCUGGGUCUGGAGACGUACCACCAAUUGGGGAUAAUACUAGGGAAAAUGGUUUUGCACAAAAUACAUCUUUGGUCUUGAUAUCUUUGGAAAUGUCUGGACAAGCUAACUCAGGAGGAGGAUCUGAUGAUGGAGGAUCUGAUAAUGAGUUCAAGUUCAACAUUACCUUUGAUACCGUGGUGUGGAUCCAAUUUGUAGCUCUGGUGGUGGGCGGAUUGUCUUUAGGCCUGCAGUAUCUCACCUACCUUGACGAAUAUGAAUCAAAGAAGCUGGCAAGAGAAUCUUUAAUGCAGGGGGAGAAUCUGUAAAGCAGCUGAAAACGAUGGUAGACACUCUUGGUAGAAUUGAGCUGCAGGGAAAGACCUCUUGGUGGAAUCGCUUUUUGGGGCUUUUUCGGUAAGUUGUUGUGGUUCUAUCUUUUACUUAUGAAGACAUGAGACUUAAUUCUCAUCUUGGAUUCUGUAUUAUUUUGUGUGCAAGUUGGCAGUCGGUUAGACCAAUCGUUUAUAUACCCUUAUAUUUGUGGCCAUUGGAUCAGAUCAAAUUUGAUCCAAUGGCUAUUAUUAUCAAAAUCCUUAUAUUGUUUAGGUCAUGAAUCUCACAUUCUGCUCCACGCCGCUCCUUUGAGAUUCAAGAGGCUGCUCGACUGCUAUUCAAGAAAUUCCAAAAGUGCUCCAACAAUGGCAACGAAAGCUCUCCUGUUUGUACGUAGAUUCCGGAAUCUACCAAUUCCCUCCCCAAUGUUGAGACGUUCUUCUUCUCUUAUUUCUCCCACCAUGACACCAUUCUUGGACAAAUGGAAGCCUCUCCAUCCCAUUCCGCCUAAAUCCUAAUGUGCAUUUUCGGUGGUUCCCCCAUUUUUCGGUUUUUCUUCUCUGCCAUUGUCCCCAUUUUUCGGUGGUAUACUAGGGAAAUGAUUCUGCACAAAAUAGAUCUGUGGUCUUGCAUUCUUCAGAAAUGUCUGGACAAGCUAAUUCAGGAGGAUCUGAUGAUGGAAGAUCUGAUGAUGAGUUCAAGUUCAACACUACCUUUGAUACCGUGGUGGAUCCAAUUUGUAGCUCUGGUGGUGGCCGGAUUGUCUUUUGGCCUGCAGUGUCUCACCUACCUUGACGAAUAUGAAUCAAAGAAGCUGGCAAAAGAAUCUUUAAUGCAGGGGGAGAAUCUGUAAAGCAGCUGAAAACGAUGGUAGACACUCUUGGCAGAAUCGAGCUGCAGGGAAAGACUGAGCUGCAGGGAAAGACCUCUUGGCGGAAUCGUUUUUUGGGGCUUUUGUUGGUAAGUUGUUGUGGUUCUAUCAUUUACUUUGAAGACAUGAGACUUAAAUCUCUUUUUGGAUUCUGUAUUAUUUUGUGUGCAAGUGUACCAGUCGGUUAGACUGAAGAUGAAAGAUGAAUUUAAAAAUAGACGAUGUAUUAUUUUGUGUGCAAGUUUUGACCAUCGGUUAAUUUAAGCACAAUUUAAACA